AUGGCAAAGGAGACAAGAAAGAAGUGUAAUAAAAUGACUGUUUAUGCAAACGGGGUUUCGGUAUUGAUGCCAGGAGACGAUGUCCCUACGUUCAUCGCUCAUCCAGCGCCUGUGCCUUGUCCUCCUCAACCCAUCUCGCAGUCUCAGAAUCAACCUAGCUCAUCAAGAGAUUCUUCCAACUCAAACUCCAUUCAAGAAUGUUGA
Arabis nemorensis is the source of this 204-nucleotide messenger RNA. NCBI's taxonomy places the organism in Eukaryota, Viridiplantae, Streptophyta, Magnoliopsida, Brassicales, Brassicaceae. The record is from the annotation of a GenBank genome assembly.